GACAAACUGUGAGCUAUGACAAAACAGAAACUACAAGCCCCAGUGUGCAACAUAGGGAUUUCUAUAGUUUCGAUUGUGAAGAACGAAGAAGGCGGGGUAAAGCAUUUGUCAGAGCAACAUGGCGAGCGGGGUUGGCAAGCACAAGCUGCUGUCUCUCGGCCCAACAGAACCCUGGUCGGUGCGAGAGAAGCUUUGCUUGGCCUCCUCCGUCAUGAAAAGCGGAGACCAAAACUGGGUGUCGGUCAGUAGGGCCAUUAAGCCCUUUGCCGAACCGGGUCGGCCCCCGGACUGGUUCUCACAGAAGCACUGUGCCUCCCAAUACAGUGAGCUCCUGGAGACCACAGAGACGCCUAAGCGGAAGCGGGGGGAGAAGGGCGAGGUGGUGGAGACGGUGGAGGACGUGAUCGUGCGCAGGCUCACGGCAGAGAGGAUCGAUGAGCUGAAGAGGCUGAUCAAAGAGACCCAGGAGAAACACAGGAAGUUGAAGAAGGAGGCGGAGCUGAUCCAGGCCGGCCAUCUGGACUCAAAGCUUGACGAGCUGUGGGGGGAGAUCGUACAAAAGAAGAAAACGGAAGAGGAGGAGGCGGAGCUUAAGAAGAAAGCCACCGAUGCGGCCUAUCAAGCACGGCAGGCAUUGAAGAACACCCCCAAACGGGUCCCCAGCGUGACGGUACGGUCCCCUCCGGGGGCCAGCUCCCCCAGCUUGGAGUUCCCCCUGGUGGACCCGCCCCAGCCCGUUCCCGAGGACCCAGGUGCCACACCCGCGGCUCCAGGACCGGCAGUGUUCAUGCCCCUGCCGGAGGUGGCCACGGGCCCUGGCUCGGGGGAGACGGGCCUGGGGGCGCUCCUGGACGACUCCCCCCAGAAGAAGCUCCUGGGGCAGAAGGCCACGCCCCCACCCUCCCCUCUGCUCUCCGAACUGCUGAAGAAGGGCAGCCUGCUGCCCACCAGCCCCCGACUGGUGGGAGAAGGAGACAUCCCCGUGGGUCACGUGACCGGAGUGCUUGGACCUGACCUUCAGCUCGUGGCCUCUGCCAUGUCUGUUUCCCAAGCAACAGGUGCUCCCACGCUGUCUCGCCUGCUGGAGGCUGGCCCCGCCCAGUUCCCCUCCCCCCUGGGCUCGCUGGCCGCCGCCGACCCGCCCAACACCCCCCCCACUGCUGCCACGCUCCCCACACAGGACACCCCCUCCUCGCUCAAUACAGGAGCGGACGCCCGGUUGGCGCCCGUGGGGAGCCCCCCGGCAGGUGAGGGGAAGGCGGGCGAGCUGGGCGAGGAAGACCUGGUCACCGUGUCCUACAUGGGCGACGAGCUGGACCUGGAGACCGUGGGAGACAUCAUCGCCAUCAUAGAGGAGAAGGUGGAUGACAACGCGGAGGCCCUGGACGCUGCUGCCGUGGAGGCGGCCCUGUCUCUGUGUGAGGAGGCGGUGGACAGCCACACCCUCCCGGGCCCCUGGGAGCCGGGGCCCUUCAAACCGCCCGAGUCCGGCCCCUCCUCCGCCAACUGCGGCCUCGACCUGAAGCACGAAGCCAGAGGCUCCGCCCCCCUGGUAUCUGGCCCCGCCCACCACGACAGCGCACCCAUUCACCUGGACCCCGUCCACGCCCCGGGGGCGCGCCUCGACCCCAACCUGCAGGGCGGGGCCAGCAGGGAGGAGGGGCAGAGGGAGGGAAGCCCCGCCUCCUCCCUCAUCAGCAUCAAGUGUGAGAGCGAGGAGUGGGCCGGAGGUGACACGCCUUGCCCAGAAUCCGUGACAGAGGAUGGCUUGGCAUCAGGGCAGCACUCCAAGGUGAAGGAGGAGGACGGAGGGAGCGACGGGGAGGACGGGAGCAUGUCUGAGAUGAAGGGGUGCGGAGAGGGGGACGGCGGGGAGGAGUGUGGGGGGGACGGGGAGGGGCCUGAGGCCUACCUGUCGGAGGCGGAGCUGGAGCCGCCAGCCAGUGAGAGCGAGGACGGGUACAGCCUCCACACCGCCUCCUCCCUGCAGAUGCACAACACUGCCGACUCCAUCCCCAGCAGCCCCGCCUCCUCACAGUUUUCCAUGAGCAGUGAAGACCAGGAGGCAAUCCAGGCACAGAAAAUCUGGAAGAAGGCCAUCAUGCUUGUGUGGCGAGCUGCAGCCAAUCACAGGUAUGCCAACGUGUUCCUGCAGCCAGUGACAGACGACAUUGCACCCGGGUACCACAGCAUCGUCCACAGGCCCAUGGACCUGUCCACCAUUAAGAAGAACAUCGAGACGGGUCUGAUCCGCUCCACGGCGGAGUUCCAGCGCGACAUCAUGCUGAUGUUCCAGAACGCGGUCAUGUACAACAGCUCGGACCACGACGUGUACCACAUGGCCCUGGAGAUGCAGCGCGACGUCCUGGAGCAGAUCCAGCAGUUCCUGGCCACCCAGCUCAUCAUGCAGACGUCCGAGUCCGGCAUCAGCGCCAAGAGCCUGCGUGGACGAGAGUCCGCUCGCAAGCAGGACUCUACCGACAAGGACAGUGUCCCAAUGGCCUCUCCUGCCUUCCUUCUCUCUCUCUUUGUAAGUAUCUGUUAUCUGCAGCGUACAGGAGUACACACACUCUGGGGGAAAACAGAUACCGCCACAAGGACUACACACACACACGCACACACACAACAUCCCUAACAUUCCCUAACAAAUACCUGGACACACCAUCCCUUACAAGCACUACACACAUGCCUGAACACCACAUGCUCUCUAUUAGACACACUCACCCCUUGCACAUUGACACUGUGACUGCAUUUAAAGGACAUAGCUUUAGACACUCGUGUUGUACUCUCAGUGAGUGAGCUGGUGAUCCAGUCAGUGGAAACAGUGGGAAACACUGUGUACCAGUAUAUUAGCUGUGUCUUAGGGUAGAAGGAAGCCUCAGUACAACUCUGUGGGACAACAGCGCCCCCUGUGUGGUACUGCAUCACUCAUGUUUAAUGGUCAGGUGAAGUGUGUAGGUGAA
Molecule: messenger RNA, 2963 nt
Organism: Anguilla rostrata (American eel)
Lineage: Eukaryota; Metazoa; Chordata; Actinopteri; Anguilliformes; Anguillidae
Gene: brd8a
Product: bromodomain containing 8a
Exons: 19
Coding region: 119-2635 (838 amino acids)
Cellular component (GO): NuA4 histone acetyltransferase complex
Molecular function (GO): protein binding
Source: RefSeq, a predicted model, not a curated record